Vicia faba (fava bean) is the source of this 855-nucleotide messenger RNA. NCBI's taxonomy places the organism in Eukaryota, Viridiplantae, Streptophyta, Magnoliopsida, Fabales, Fabaceae. The record is from the annotation of a GenBank genome assembly.
AUGGGAAAUUCUUUUGGCUGUUCAGCUUCUGGGGAGAGAUUGGUGUCUGCGGCCAGGGAUGGUGAUUUGGUUGAAGCAAAGAUGCUUUUGGAAUUCAAUCCUGGUCUUGCUAAAUAUUCAACCUUUGGUGGUCUUAAUUCACCUCUUCAUUUUGCUGCUUCCAAGGGUCAUAACGAGAUUGUGGCAUUGUUGCUUGAGAAGGGAGCUGAUGUGAAUUCGAGAAAUUAUUGUGGGCAGACAGCUUUGAUGCAAGCUUGUAGACAUGGUCAUUGGGAAGUUGUGCAGACCCUUAUGCUCUACCGAUGCAAUGUUAUGAAAGCAGAUUAUCUUAGUGGGAGGACAGCUCUUCACUUUGCAGCUGUCAGUGGGCAUGUUAGAUGCAUUAGACUUGUUGUGGCUGACUUCGUUCCAAGUGCUCCUUAUGAAACUCUACAUGCUAGCAUGGAUGCUGACGUGAUUGAUGGAUCAAAUACGAAAAGAAAAAACGAGCAAAGUACAUUGUCCAAGUUUGUAAACAAGACGGCUGAUGCUGGUAUUACUGCACUUCACAUGGCUGCAUUGAACGGCUAUUUCGAUUGUGUACAACUCCUACUUGAUCUUAACGCAAAUGUGUCAGCUGCAACAUAUCAUUAUGGAACACCAAUGAAUGUUAUUAAUGAUUAUGGAGCAGAUGCCUUGCGUUUGUAUCUUAUAAACUCUCCUGUUGUGCAUGCUGAGCCGCUUCGUUUCAAGAAGGAAGUAGUUUAUGGUGUUGUUAGAAAUGUUUUCCUUCCCUGGUAUAGCUUCUUCCCAGAUUCGGUUUGGUGGAGUAAAGGGUUGUUUAGAACAUCGUUUACCAUGUUUGGAAUUGAAUAA